Messenger RNA from Hibiscus syriacus, 944 nucleotides. RefSeq names its product ras-related protein RABA2a-like. Bases 110 to 754 code for a protein of 214 amino acids. Gene Ontology annotation, cellular component: endosome. NCBI's taxonomy places the organism in Eukaryota, Viridiplantae, Streptophyta, Magnoliopsida, Malvales, Malvaceae. The transcript has 2 exons. Gene Ontology annotation, molecular function: GTP binding; GTPase activity. The record is from RefSeq and is a predicted model, not a curated record.
CAUUUGAAAAUUUGUCAUUUGUUUUUCUCAAAAGGAAAGAAAAGGGACAUUUUUCUGAUCCUUUCUAUUUCCCUCUCUACUCUCAACGUCUAAAAACAAACUGAAAAUAAUGGCGAGGAGACCCGACGACGAAUACGAUUACUUGUUUAAGGUCGUAUUGAUCGGCGAUUCUGGUGUAGGUAAAUCUAACUUGCUUUCAAGAUUUACUCGGAACGAGUUUUGCUUAGAAUCUAAAUCUACCAUCGGAGUCGAAUUCGCCACCCGCACUCUCCAAGUUGAGGGUAGGACUGUGAAAGCUCAAAUAUGGGACACUGCUGGUCAGGAACGGUAUAGAGCAAUAACCAGUGCCUACUAUAGGGGCGCCCUUGGAGCUCUUCUGGUCUACGAUGUAACUAAGCCGACAACAUUCGAAAAUGUGAACCGAUGGUUGAAGGAACUCCGGGACCAUGCGGAUCCGAAUAUUGUGAUCAUGUUGAUUGGGAACAAGACUGAUCUGAAGCAUCUGCGAGCAGUUUCUACAGAGGAUGCUCAAACCUAUGCAGAGAAAGAAGGUCUUUCGUUCAUCGAGACAUCCGCUCUGGACGCAACGAAUGUCGAGAAAGCUUUCCAGACCAUUCUGUCCGAAAUAUACCGGAUCAUUAGUAAGAAGUCACUCUCUUCAGAUGAGCCAGCACCUACUAGUAUAAAAGAAGGAAAGGCCCUUGUUGUGGGAGCACCGGAAGCCUACUCUAAAAAGGCUUGUUGCUCAUCUUGAACAUCAUCUUUGUUCAUCACAUUAUCAUUCUUCUUUUCUUGUAUUAAAUUUUUGUUUCUUUUUACCGAAGUUGAGGGUUCUGUUGUCAGAUCCUUUUCGUAUUAUUACUACUAUUUCAUUUUGUAUUGUUUACGCAUAUUUGACUAUUCAUGUUUUUCCUUUUAUUAAUUUUAUUCUGUUGCAAGUUGGU